Molecule: messenger RNA, 2235 nt
Organism: Neocloeon triangulifer
Lineage: Eukaryota; Metazoa; Arthropoda; Insecta; Ephemeroptera; Baetidae
Product: angiotensin-converting enzyme-like
Exons: 13
Coding region: 142-2124 (660 amino acids)
Biological process (GO): proteolysis
Cellular component (GO): plasma membrane
Molecular function (GO): metallopeptidase activity; peptidyl-dipeptidase activity
Source: RefSeq, a predicted model, not a curated record
UGUUUAGAUUUAUUCACAUUUUCGUCGCAAUUUCGGGUACAAACAUGAAAGCAGGGUUUCUGCGAAAAAGGAUCGGACUUUUUUUUAACUGAGUGCAAAAGAAGACGACAUUGGAUUUUGGUCGCGGCUUGUCGACUGCAGAUGGGUCUGUUGAUGUGGUGCGUGUUGGCCGUUGGCCUCGUUGGGGCGCAGUGUGGCCGUUGGCAGCCGAAAACGCCGAGGCACGGCGGGGCGCAAAGAGACGCCGCUGGCCAAAAGUACACUGAGGAGGAAGCGGCCAAAUUUUUCGCCGAGUAUGACAUACAAGCCGGGAUUCACGACAACCGAGUCGUUCUGGCUGAGUGGGCCUACGACUCCAACAUCACCGACUACAACCUCCAGCAAAAGCUAACCGUGGCCGCCGAAAACGCCAGAUUUGCGAAAGAUUCGUGGGCCAAACUGGUCAAGUACCCAUGGAGGGAGUUUAAAGACGCCGACCUGAAACGCAAAUUCAAGCUGAGCACCGUUUUGGGCAACGCGGCGCUCUCCGAAGAAGACUUCAACAAGUACGAGUCGAUCGUGAGCGAAAUGCAGACCAUCUACAGCAAGGCCAAGAUUUGCAGCUACCAGGAGGCGGACAAGUGCGACCUUAGCCUAGAGCCAGAACUGACUGAGCUGCUGAUAAAGAGCAGAGACCCUGAAGAGCUGCGUCACAUUUGGAUCGAGUGGCGCCGAAAGUCUGGAGAGCAAGUCAAAGACCUUUACAAGGAGUACGUUGCCCUGAGCAACAAGGCAGCCAAAUUGAAUAACUAUCCUGAUGCUGCCGCCCUUUGGCUCCGCAAUUAUGAAUCCGAGGACUUCCGCGACCAGAUCUCUGUCCUUUGGGACCAGCUGAAGCCCCUGUACCAACAACUGCACGCCUACGUCCGUCGCCACCUGCGUCUCAAGUAUGGAGAGGAGAUCGUCAAACCUCAGGGACCCAUUCCUGCGCACCUGUUGGGCAACAUGUGGGCCCAGACGUGGGGCAACAUUGCCGAUUUCAUGCUUCCCUAUCCCAACAGACAAUCCACCGACGUCACAGCCAAUAUGAUCAAGCAGAAAUACACUCCCUUGAAGAUGUACAAACUGUCCGAAGAGUUCUUCACAUCUCUCAAUUUGACGGCCAUGCCGGAAGUUUUCUGGCAAAAGUCCAUUUUUGAAAAGCCCACUGACGGCAGGGAAAUGAUUUGUCAUGCGUCUGCCUGGGACUUCUUUGACGCUCAAGAUUUCAGAAUUAAGCAGUGCACUCGCGUCAACCAGGAAGAUCUUUACACGGCCCACCACGAAAUGGGACACGUCCAGUAUUUCCUGCAAUACAAGCACCAGCCCAUCGUUUACAGAACUGGCGCCAACAGCGGAUUCCACGAGGCGGUCGGAGAUGUGAUGUCCUUGUCCGUGUCCACACCAAAGCACUUGAGAGCAAUUGGACUCUUGGAAGAACCGUCGAGUGCCGCUGACGAGGUUGCUGCGAGAGAAGCAAACAUCAACCACCUGUUCUCGACCGCCCUCGACAAAAUCGCCUUCUUGCCUUUCGCCUAUCAAAUGGAUUUGUGGCGUUGGGACGUUUUCGAAGGCAAAACCAACCCUGAGAACUACAACUGCCACUGGUGGAAGUUAGCUGAGCAGUUCCAAGGAAUCGAGCCCCCGGUGCACCGAACUGAGGAGGACUUUGACGUCGCCUCGAAAUACCACAUUGUGGCCUCGGUGCCCUACAUCCGCUACUUUGUCAGCUUUGUGAUCCAGUUCCAGUUCCACAAAGGCCUUUGCCAAGUUGCUGGAGAGCUCGAUAACGGAGCCCCGCUGCACAACUGCGAUAUUUACAAGAGCACCGAAGCUGGAAACGUUCUUGGGGACAUGCUCCAACUUGGCGCUUCCAAACCAUGGCCCGAGGCAAUGGAAAUUGUGACUGGAAAGCGCACCAUGGACGCCGGCGCUCUCAGGGAGUACUUUGCCCCCUUGGAGGAGUGGCUAAAGGCUGAGAACGAACGGACCGGCGAGUACAUUGGAUGGGUCAAGACUGAUAAGUACUGCGUGCAGACGAGAGAUGAGCUGAGCCGAAUCAAGUCCACCAUUUCGCAGAGAGACGUAGCAGAAGAGCUUAACUGAAGAAUCUCAUAAUUUUAAAAUAUGUUCAAGAUUGAGUGCGUGUUUUAUCUUUUUCAUCUAUUGUGUUUGUCCGCUUUUUGCUCAAUAUCAAAUAAAUUUUAAUCAAAUCAA